AUGAUUGUUCAAUAUUCUUCGCAUGGUGGCCAUCAACAGUGGGUUGCUGAUACCGGUGCAAGCACUCAUAUUACCAAUGACCUGAGCCUCUUAUCCCUUGCUAGACAAUACCACGGUUCUGACAAUAUUGGAGGUGUGCUUGGUGGAACAGGAUUUGGCGACGAGGAAGACACUUUUCUUGGGCAAGAGUAG
Prunus armeniaca (apricot) is the source of this 192-nucleotide messenger RNA. The record is from the annotation of a GenBank genome assembly. Lineage: Eukaryota; Viridiplantae; Streptophyta; Magnoliopsida; Rosales; Rosaceae.